AUGGAUUCCAUCCCAUGUCCCAGCCCCUCCGCAUUUGAUGGAUUUCAUGAUGGAGCAUGGGGAUUCUACGAAGUCUAUCGGAAUUUCUUCCAACAGAUCGUGGAUCUUGAGAAGCGGAAGACCAGUGAAAACAUGAACCAACGGAGCUAUCCUUCGUUUGGGAACUCAACCUCACCCUAUGGUCAUGUGCAAAAGUUUUACUCCUUUUGGAAUGCUUUUACAACCGAAAGGGAAAAGGCCAAAUGGAACACCAAGAAUGCUGAAAACAGAUGGAUGAGACGGAGGAUGGAUGAAGAGAACAGGACUUGGCUGAGAGAAUUGGCAAUCCAGCAAGAUCCGCGAGUUUUCAUCCAUGAGCUCUCAAAAGCCAAGGCGAAACCUCAAAAGGUCCAGAAACAGAAAGUGAAACCUGAGGAGAAGCCAGAAAGGACGAAUGAAACCGCACGUGUAGAUUACUUCGACGCGGAUUAUCAGGCUAUUCUGGACAGUAUGUUGAACAACUUUCUAAUGGAGGAAAAAGAAAGAAAAGCCAUGAAAAAAUCGAAGAAGAAGCAGCAGGAAAAAGUGGUUCAGGGAGAGAAAACCAAAGGAAAACCUGCGAAGAGAAAACCCGCCAUCCAAACAGCUGAGGACUCAUCUGCGAAGGAGGACAAGGGUGCGGCAUACUCAUGCAAUGUCUGCAAGCUCUCUUUCAAAUCAAGGAACAAACUGUCGUGCGCUAUUGCUCAUUCGCAAGAAGCUGAAAAUCGAGCAGAUUCUGCCAUCUGA
This is a messenger RNA of Guillardia theta CCMP2712, 768 nucleotides long. RefSeq lists its product as hypothetical. The record is from RefSeq and is a predicted model, not a curated record. Lineage: Eukaryota; Cryptophyceae; Pyrenomonadales; Geminigeraceae. The transcript is spliced from 8 exons. Gene Ontology annotation, cellular component: cytoplasm. Bases 1 to 768 code for a protein of 255 amino acids.